Molecule: messenger RNA, 1639 nt
Organism: Coregonus clupeaformis (lake whitefish)
Lineage: Eukaryota; Metazoa; Chordata; Actinopteri; Salmoniformes; Salmonidae
Product: mimecan
Exons: 6
Coding region: 102-914 (270 amino acids)
Molecular function (GO): protein binding
Source: RefSeq, a predicted model, not a curated record
GGAAAAUUUUCCUCCUGCUCACUCAGAUCUCAGCCCAGUACUCACAGCCCUACCCCUCUGUCCUCAGUACUGCUCUGCUCCCGUCCCAGCUGUUAGACACAAUGAUGGACCUGAGGACUUUGUUUUUCACCAUUAUUCUGGUGCCGUGGAUGCUCUCUUCUGCAGCAAGAAAUGGAUACAUGGAAGCAAGGAAACCUAAGAAAGAGGCUGUGACCAUCCCAGACUAUGACACCGCUGGAGACUCAGAUACAAGCCCAGCAGCAGCUCCUAAAGAUGAGGGUGAGCUGCCCACGUGCCUGCUGUGUGUGUGUCUGACUGGGUCGGUAUACUGUGAGGAGGUCUCCCCCGAGAUGACAGCAGUUCCAUCCCUGCCCAAGGAAACUGCCUAUCUCUACGCACGCUACAACAAAAUCACAAAAAUCACCAACAAAGACUUUGCAGACAUUGCAACUUUGAGAAGAAUCGAUCUGACUGGGAACCUCAUCUCUGAGAUAGAAGACGGAGCUUUCUCAAAGCUUGCUCUCCUUGAAGAGCUCAAUCUCUCAGAGAACAAGCUGGCCAAACUACCCAUGUUACCUGCCAAACUCAUAUCCUUCAAUGCCAAUUACAACCAGCUUAAAACCAAGGGUGUAAAGUCAACUGCUUUUAAGAAACUCACCAAGAUGGUGUACCUCUACCUUGGCAAUAACGAGCUUGAGGCGAUCCCACAACUUCCAGAGAGUCUGCACAUUGUGCACCUAUAUAACAAUAAGAUCACCACGCUAUCGGAUGAGACCUUCUGCCAAGGCAACAACACUCAGUACAUCAGAGCCAACAUGGAGGAGGUGAGACUGGACGGCAACCCUCUGAUGCUGGCCAAGCAUCCCAACAGCUUUGUUUGCCUCAGGGCCCUGCCCAUUGGACCGUACCACUGAACCAGUGGGAUACAGUCUAGAGAGGACCACAAUACUACAGUGAGGGGUUCCCUUGUGAAAAGGGCUAACUAAUGUAAUACACAAGUCAAUAGAUCAUAGCGCAGGAGUGGCAUGUAAUAUGAGAAGUGUGUACCGGUAUGUUACGAUAUAUAGAGCAGAGCCAUGUAAUAUGAGAAAUGUGUUUGUUUUGUAAGUUACAAUUGAAUGAGUCUCUUAGGUUGUCUUUCCAACCAUGAUUGGUUAAAUUGGUGUCCUCUUAAGUAGUGCAGGAGUGAACAUAGGAGUUCUCUUACACGACAUAACUAUAUGCACAAUACUCUUGAGACCAUUUUUCCUCAAUGUUUAUGUUGUUUUAUAUUUCCAAUAGCACAUCUGGAUAUUGCAUCAGUUGCAUUCAUCUACUUUUCAAGUAAUAAUGGCUAAUAAAUGUACAUAAAGUCUAACUACAAUUUGCAAACAUUUGAAACUGUUAACAUAUAUUUUAAAUGACAUGUAACUUCCCGUAAAAGUUUACAUUCAUUUAUCAGAAUAAAAACAAUACAAAAUUAUUCAAACGACACUGCGAUGUCUCCACUGAGUAAUGUCACUUUUAUUAGACGAAUACCACGUUGUCAUGUUUGGCUCAUAAAAAUGUUUCAUCCCAUCUCAGUAUAAUGAAGAGUACAUAAAUAAACAAACAAUGUUUUAUUUUCUCCAUACAUUAAAUAUCAGUCUUUUGAACCAUC